This is a messenger RNA of Aspergillus mulundensis, 1059 nucleotides long. RefSeq lists its product as uncharacterized. The record is from RefSeq and is a predicted model, not a curated record. The transcript has a single exon. Bases 1 to 1059 code for a protein of 352 amino acids. Lineage: Eukaryota; Fungi; Ascomycota; Eurotiomycetes; Eurotiales; Aspergillaceae.
AUGGACGAUACAGCAUCUUCGUCUUCAUCUGCCAGUUCUACAAGGAGUACGACUACUUCCGCCUCUGUAGCUACAUUGGAAUCAUCGAUAGAGCCAUCAACCAAGUAUUUGUCAGAGUCAACGUCAGAGUCCACAGAACCGUCCACGGCGUCACUCACAGCAUCCCCAACACAGUCGGCCACUGAAUCGUCCACAACUACUAGAACAACAACCGAUUCUCCACUCACCAUUGCAGAUGACCUGUCAACAGUGACGGAAGAAUCAAACCCCAGUACUGCAGUACCAAGCCCCACGCUAUCUCAGUAUUCAACCGCAUCAAGCAACAAUCUAUCCGCAGCAGAAGCCGAAUAUUCCUGUCCCGGAUUCCCAACCAACGCUGUCCUAGCAGGCUUCUUCCCUGGCACUGUCUUCGGCGCCGUAGCCGCCCUCCUCGUCACAGUCUGCAUCCGGCGCCAACGGCGAAACAACCUGCCACCAGGAGAAAAGGUGGCGCAAAACACCUUCCGCAAGUCCACAGGAACCCUAAUCGGCAUAUCCGAUCCGAUCCCCUCCGAUGAGAGCUCGUUCCGCACAGACUUCUUGCUGGGGAGAAACUCCAAGCGCAGCUCUGAUGACUCCCGCUCCGUCCUCUCGCGUAGCAGGUCCCGCGUAAAGAGCCUCUUCAGCGCGUCCCCGAAGGCCCAACACGCGCCUGCUGUCCCAGACGAUGAUAUACCCGCUGUGCCGCCAGUUCCAGCUAUUCUCUCAUUACCUGUGACACCGCCUCGUCAGCGCCAACCAAGUCGCCAGCCCAGCACGGAGAGUAUCCGCGUCUACACGCCCCCUGGUGUAUUCUCGAACACACCGACCCUCAAUCCAUCUCCAUACCCUGCUGAGCAGCGACCCAACACGACCCUAACGGAGAUUCUGGAUCAAGCACAGGCACAAAUGCGAGCUGAGUCCGUGUCAGCUAGCGGUGCGAACAGCAAGACCAACAGCACGGCUGGGGACAAUACAACACAGCGCUUUUUGCUCCCGCCGCCGCAGAAGCUGGGAAGGAGGAAGCAGUUGCCUUAUUGA